Molecule: messenger RNA, 1305 nt
Organism: Cladophialophora yegresii CBS 114405
Lineage: Eukaryota; Fungi; Ascomycota; Eurotiomycetes; Chaetothyriales; Herpotrichiellaceae
Exons: 2
Coding region: 1-1305 (434 amino acids)
Molecular function (GO): protein binding
Source: RefSeq, a predicted model, not a curated record
AUGGAGCAGGGCCCAGCAGUCCCAGCCUACGUCUUGCGAGGCCACGAAGCCCCAGUCCACGCUCUUCAUUUCUACGCCGACAAUGCGUUCUUAGCGUCCGGAGACAGCGACGGGUGGGUGGUCCUAUGGAGUCUCUCGUCCAAGCGACCCGUUGCCGUAUGGAAAGCGCACGAGGCAGGCAUCCUACAGAUCCAACAUUGGACACACGACAGACUGAUCAGCCAUGGAAGGGACCACAAGCUACGGGUCUGGCAGGUCCGGCCUGAACUCCUCGCCAGCUUGAGCAGAAAACUGCCUGUUGAAGCGGAAGCACCCACCGUCACAGCGUCAGGGUCAGCGGCAGGUCUACCUCCGACCCAGCCAUGGCUCCUCCAUGCGUUAUCCGUUAGCGCGCUCAACUUCUGCGCCUUCGCCAUGUGCGAUGAACACGCUGCGGGAGAAACAGCAGCAGCGGCAGCAGCAGCAGCAGCGGUGGCAGGAGAGGCGCCUUCGCAACUGAUCGCCUCACCUAACGGUCUCGACUCAGGCGGCAUUGACAUUUUCCAGCUUCCAUCGGAGAAGAGGGUGUCGCAGAUCGGAUCCGACAAGGAUGACCCGACGGGUAUGGUGAUGGCGGUCUCACUCUGGCACAAGGAAGACGGACUCGUCCUCGCUGCAGGCUACGAAGACGGCCGAGUCAUGGUGUAUGCGCAUGUGCACGUGCAUCAGGGCGAUCAAUCCGAUCUGAACGGUUCCGGUUUCACGUGGAAGAAAGUCCUGAUGAGCAAACCACACAUACAGCCUGUCCUGUCCGUCAAAUUUCUCCCCUGCAAAUCCAAAUCACAGUUUCUGACCUCGAGCGCCGAUGCUCGCAUUGGCAAAUUCUCUUUACCCACCAUUCUCGCACAGACAGCAGUCAACGAAAUGCAACCCGAAAGGGCCAUCAACACAAAACAUGCGGGCCAACAAGGUCUCAGCGUCCGCUCCGACGGCAAGAUCUUUGCGACGGCCGGCUGGGACGGACGUGUGCGGAUCUACUCGUACAGGACGAUGAAACAAUUGGCGGUGCUCAAGUGGCACAAAGCGGGAGUGUACUCGACAGCGUUUGCAGACAUCAGUUCUGAGAACGAAAACGAGGUCGACGCCUAUAACGGAUCUGAGGAGCAGGAGCACACGUCUUCUCCCGCGGCUGGCACUCCUGGCGUCUCAAGACCCAUGAACGCCCUCGACCUUAUCAAACAGAAACGAGAAGACAAAGCUCGACGGAUUCACUGGCUGGCUGCGGGGGGCAAAGAUGGCAAAAUAUCAUUGUGGGAUAUCUAUUGA